Messenger RNA from Ciona intestinalis (vase tunicate), 1092 nucleotides. NCBI's taxonomy places the organism in Eukaryota, Metazoa, Chordata, Ascidiacea, Phlebobranchia, Cionidae. The record is from RefSeq.
UAAGACUUUGUAAACUAUAAAUUUAGUUUAGCUGAUUGACGAUAUUGAUAUGACUGACGAUAAGAAGGAAAAGUACUUUUCCCAACAAAGCAAGAUACAGAGUGGACAGUCCGUUAUAUUCUCUGAUGAGGAACUAUUAAAUUUGAGCGUACGUGAUCUAAACCGUCACUUACGAAGUUUGUCUCCAGAGGAAAGCAGACGCUUAAAACAACGAAGGCGGACAUUGAAGAACCGUGGUUAUGCAGCUUCAUGUCGUAUUAAACGCCUCACACAGAAGGAUGAACUUGAUAUAGAGAGAAUCCAACUUCAGAACGAAGUGGAUAGGGUUACACAGGAAAAUCAAAGAAUGAAGCUGGAGCUAGAAGCUUUCCAAAAGAAAUUCCAUGAUUUAGAACAAUUUGCUAAAAGUAUCGGGAAGGGCAGUUCAUCUUACACUGGUGAUGGUAACGUCCCAACCCUAUUGCAAGUCAUGCGCCCACCGACGACUCAGCAAAAUGGUGACUCGGCAAAUACUGAAUCAAACAUGAUCAGUUAACAUAGCUAACCACAACAUUCGGUUUCUCAAUAUUAAUCGACACUUGUUGGCAUGUUACGUUGCUACUAUGUUUCCUAAAUAUCAUGAUAAUGUUGUAUAUAUGGUAUCGUUUUCGCCAUUGCGUUUGCCGCAAUUCAGUCACAGCAAUGCUUCCUACUGCAUGCAGAACAAACUAACACACACGAGUUAGUAAUAGAUAUUUUAUUCACCUAUGACUCAAAACAUGGGAAAAAUUGCAAUGCAAAUAUUUUAAUCACUAAAAAAUAACACUGCACAUGGACCUAGAGGUUAAAACCAAAAUACGAGGUAGAUAUACCACCUUUCUAGGGUGCGGCAGCUCUCCUAUGCUUCCCAAGUCUUGGUUGAAUCCGCAAUUUAGAGCAAUCUGUUCACAAAUAAGUAUAAUAAUCAAAAUACUAAAUUAGAAAAUUGUCUAUACCUGGUUUAAUAUCAUCUAUCAAUGGUUUUGGUUGGGACACCGGUUUUUGUUGAAGAAAACUCAUAAAACCAGCUUCCAAUUUUACAUCGCUGUAAAAAUAAAAUAAGAAAUUAAUAAA